CUAUUUGCGGCAUGUAUUUGGUCAUACUAUAACGUCCUAUGGUGUGUCUACAAUGUACACAGCAAUAUAGACAUUAUAGUAUAAUGUUAUAAACAUUUUUGAUUAUCCACCGUCCAUGACCGUUCGCGGCGGCUGCCGGUUAAGUUGUUUUUCUACUGUAGUACUGCACUAAUGCAGUAAAUUUGCCGAUUUUUCUAACUCGUUAGUUGUGAUUACUACGGGAUUCAGUGUUUUUGUUUUCUUUGUGAACUGUAUUCCAAGUGUGACACGACUGGUCAAGUUUACGUAAAAUAAAAUUUAUGGCGCACAGUGUACACUCAUCACGAGCCUUCGCGACCUGUUAUCACAUUGUACCGACACCAAAUGUAUAUUUUUUUAACUAUUAUUUUGUUUGAUUUAAACUAUUUUAAACAGUAUUAGUUUUUGAUGUUUACUAUUUUGCUGUGCCGCUGUUUGAUCUGAGGUAGUAGCUAGCCGGUUAGGUCCGUGCUUGAUACCUCCUUUGGUAGUAGGCACGCACGCUACACUGACUUGUUGCAUUCAACGUUAAGUUGUUAUUAAUUUUAAUAUUCAAUUGAUCAAUUAUAACAGUUUGAAAUUUUUCGAAGUAAGAAGCACUUGUGCAGUUGGCCAGUUUCAUGUGUACCCGAUUUAUAUGGAUGAUCUACCAUUCAAUUUGAUUUGAAUUUAAUUUGUCCGAGUCUGACUUGUUGAUGAUUUUAUUUUAUGUAUUAAGGAAAAGUAUUUCUUACCGUUUUUAAUUGAAGUGAAAUUUUCUUGUACGUGCGUCCAACUGUGUUAAAAUGUCAGAAAUUGAAAUCUCAUCUGGAAUGGACAGUGAACCAGACAUUGAUUGUAACAUGGAUAUGUUUCAACAGAUGAUAAAUUUAUGUCGAAACAAUAAAAAGUUUCCUCAGACGUAUGUUGAAGAUAUGAAUAAAAUGUACAAAAAAUGCGAUAAUAAGCAAAAAAAUUCAAAACAUUUAUGUAGUUUGGUCCUUAAAGGAAUAGAAUUAAUUUCUCCAAAGAAUAAAGAUUCUUUUCAACAUGCUGCAAAUGUUUAUAAUGCAUUAUUGCAACUAACUAAAAAAGACUGUAAUAGUUUACCGAUUGAAGAGUGUAUUGCUAGUACUUCAAAUGGUAAUGACAUUACAACUUCUGAAUUAGAGAAUGGUACAAGUAACAAUGAAAAUAGUGAAAGCGAUAAAAUAUUCAAAGAAUUAAUUAAAAAAUGUUAUCAAAAUAUAAAUUUUCCAAAUUUAAAUAUUGAAGCAAUUGAUAAAUUGUAUAACUCUCUGCCAUCUGAAUUCCUUAGUUCUAAGUAUUUUAUUAAGUUAUUAAGAGAAGCAAAUCAAGUAAUUUGGCCUGAUAGUGGUAUCGGUUUAUAUACACAUUUGGAACACAUAUAUGAUCAAUUACAGCAAUUUAAAACUUCAAUGAAGGUUCAAGAUAGCAGAAUGUUUGGUGACAAUGAAGAAAUGAGCAGAAAGAAAUCAAUACAGCUAAAAAAACUAAAAACUGCAUUGAAGGUUAUCCGAAAGAAAAUUAAAAUGCUGGAUGAAGAAGAAAUGGAUAUAAAUAAUGAUGAUGAAUUUAGUUCUGAUUCCGCGUAUUUAUUAAAAGACAAAUAUGAAAAAAGGAUUGUUGAAAUUUAUAAACGAAUGUGCAAACUAAAUAAUGAACCAGACUUUUUAGAAGAACCUAUAUUGCGUUUUAAAGCAACAAAUGACAGCUUGGUUAAUAAAACCAUUGAGAAAUGGUAUAAUAUUAAUAAAACAUUUCCAGAUUAUUUUGAAAUAUAUACAUUAUUAAAAUGCUUACAAGAAAAAAAAAAUUUAAAAUGGACUGAAACUGAAUUGAAAAAUAUUUCACAAGAUGCGUUUCUUAAGCUUGGGAAACAAUUAAAGCUUCAAAGACUGAAUGAUUAUUUUGGUCGUCUGGCAAAUGCUAAUAUGAUGAAAGAUCCAGCAGAAGAAAAUGAAGACCUUAGAAAGAAACUUGAUGAAAGUAACAAAAAGUUACAUGCAGAUUUGAACAUGUUGACCAAAAAGUAUGAAAAUAAACAAAAUUAUGCAGAAGAAACAGAAGGGUCUAAUCUUAAUGAUACAGAAUGUGAAUAUAGUUCAGAAAAUGAAUAUACUGAUGACGAUAGAAAAUUAAAUAAAAAGGCUCAACCCCUAUUAAUGAAACGGAAAAGGGUAUCAGAAUCAGAAUUAGAAUCAGAAUCAGAAUCAGAAUCGGAAUCAGAAUCAGAACAUGAUAAACGACCAAAAAAGAGUCUGAAAACUUUAUACAUGGAGUCAUUUAAUUUAGCGCCAAGUGGUGUUACUUCAAAAACAAUACAAAAUGAGAUAAAUGAAGAAAUUGUUACUGAAAAAGUUCCUAGUCAAAUGACAGUUAUAGACAAUAUUGAUAAUACGAUAAAUAAAAACAUUAGUAUUGAUAUAGUAAAAGAUUCUGAAAAAAUACCAAAAAAUACUAAUGUUAUUAUGUCAAAUAGUGAAACAAAUAAUGUUAACAGAGAAGCUUCUUCCAACAAAACAACUAUAAUUGAUAAUGUUGAUGAUUUAACAAAUAAAAAAAAUAAAAUCUAUAUUAAAAAGGUUUCUGAAGAUGUUUUGAAAAUAGUUGAUGCUAAUACCGAUGAAAGUAAUAAUUUAGUCACAGAACGAUCUCUUGCGGAUACUGAUGCAGAUGGAAUCCUUGUGAUUGAUGAAGCUAUUAAAGUUAAGAAUGGAACAGUUACCAAAGAACCAUUGGAAAAUAAAAUUAGAGAAGUAGAUAGUGAAGAAAGUGCUAUGAAUCAUAGUACUAUAUCUAUUGAUAGUGAAGUUAAAAGUCCAAUUGAAGGAAUUGAGCCUGAAGUAAUAAUAAACGAAUUGCACAAAGAUAAAGAUUCUUCAAAAGAUGUAAUUGAGAUCAAUGAACUUGAUUCAGAUUUAGAAAUAACUUGUGAAACACCUAAAGUCCCUGUUCAAAAUAAGAAGUCACUACAAAAUAUUAUAGAAUCUUUGAACUUUGAUAAGCAGUAUUCAUGGAAGAAUAAUUCAAAGAAUGUUAAUUCUUCACCAUCUCCUCGUACUUCACAUCAAAAUCCAAAUAAUUCAAACCAGAAUUUGAACCAAAAUUUUGUCAAUUGUUGGAUUAUAAACAAUGUACGACCUUCCAGACCAAAUAGCACAAACAAUGUACGACCUUCUAGACCAAAUAGCACAAACAAUGUACGACCUUCUAGACCAAAUAGCACAUACAAUGCGCCUAAUAUCAAAAAUAAUAAUAGAUAUCAAAGGAUGCAGUCAACUUCUAUUCAAAAUAAUGUACAAACCGCAAGACAAUUCACUCAACGUAUUUCAAAUACAGUUCAACAACAAAGAAAUGUAAUGAAUAAUCAAUCAGUAUUACGAGAACAAGUAACAACCAUGACUACAACAACUACAGUUCGACAAAUAGUUCAGAAGAAUCAAGUCCGCCGUCCCACUAUAACUAAUAAUGGUAAAAAACCUGAACUUAUAGAACUUGAUUAGUGUUUAAUGAUAUAAAUAUAAUCUUUAUGAUAUAUUAUAAUAUUUUUAUUUUCAAUGUUAGUUCUCAAAAAAAAAAAUACUGUACUACCAGAUUGUUCCAAAAUGUUAUUUAAA
Molecule: messenger RNA, 3638 nt
Organism: Rhopalosiphum maidis (corn leaf aphid)
Lineage: Eukaryota; Metazoa; Arthropoda; Insecta; Hemiptera; Aphididae
Product: death domain-associated protein 6-like
Exons: 14
Coding region: 804-3524 (906 amino acids)
Molecular function (GO): histone binding
Source: RefSeq, a predicted model, not a curated record